AUGAUUGAAGGCAGCCAGUACGAGCUCCAGUGUGAUGUUCAGAAUGUUGCUCCUGUUCAUCUCCUCACUGUGAACUGGUACAAAGGACAACAUCUAGUGAAAAGUGUAGAAUCUGAUCACCAUUCCUCCAUAACCCCAGUAAACUAUUCUAAUACACUCUGGAUCUCCACAAGCAAAGAUGAUGAUGGAGUUCAGUACAGAUGUGAGGCAGAACUGAAACUGGGACCAGAAGGACCUCAACCUCCUCCUGUAGUGACAUCAGAUCCUCUCAACAUUACAGUGCACUGUGAUUGUCCCAUUAAACUUCAGCCUGUUAAGUUAGCUGUGGAGUUUGGGGCUUCAGCCUCAGCUAACUGUUCCACAACCAUCAACCACCAUGGCAUGGGCUGGGAGGCAUCGGAGGGAGCAGUAGACAUGGUGGACGAUGUCCAGUUCAUCACCUGGAGGGUAGAGAGCCUCACACACUGGGACAUAGAACCAAUUUGCUACAUCAACACAAACAAGCAGUGCGAACUCACUCUCCAAGUUACUGUUUACAAGCGUCCAGACCGGGUUUCCAUCAGCACUGUGGGUCACACAGGGCCGAUGAUUGAAGGCAGCCAGUACGAGCUCCAGUGUGAUGUUCAGAAUGUUGCUCCUGUUCAUCUCCUCACUGUGAACUGGUACAAAGGACAACAUCUAGUGAAAAGUGUAGAAUCUGAUCACCAUUCCUCCAUAACCCCAGUAAACUAUUCUAAUACACUCUGGAUCUCCACAAGCAAAGAUGAUGAUGGAGUUCAGUACAGAUGUGAGGCAGAACUGAAACUGGGACCAGAAGGACCUCAACCUCCUCCUGUAGUGACAUCAGAUCCUCUCAACAUUACAGUGCACUGUGAUUGUCCCAUUAAACUUCAGCCUGUUAAGUUAGCUGUGGAGUUUGGGGCUUCAGCCUCAGCUAACUGUUCCACAACCAUCAACCACCAUGGCAUGGGCUGGGAGGCAUCGGAGGGAGCAGUAGACAUGGUGGACGAUGUCCAGUUCAUCACCUGGAGGGUAGAGAGCCUCACACACUGGGACAUAAAACCAUUUUGCUACAUCAACGCAAACGAGCAGUGCGAACUCACUCUCCAAGUUACUGUUUACAAGCCUCCAGACCGGGUUUCCAUCAGCACUGUGGGUCACACAGGGCCGAUGACUGAAGGCAGCCAGUACGAGCUCGAGUGUGAUGUUCAGAAUGUUGCUCCUGUUCAUCUCCUCACUGUGAACUGGUAA
Pangasianodon hypophthalmus (striped catfish) is the source of this 1251-nucleotide messenger RNA. RefSeq lists its product as uncharacterized. NCBI's taxonomy places the organism in Eukaryota, Metazoa, Chordata, Actinopteri, Siluriformes, Pangasiidae. Gene Ontology annotation, molecular function: integrin binding. Bases 1 to 1251 code for a protein of 416 amino acids. Gene Ontology annotation, biological process: cell adhesion. The transcript is spliced from 6 exons. The record is from RefSeq and is a predicted model, not a curated record.